Molecule: messenger RNA, 4617 nt
Organism: Neoarius graeffei (lesser salmon catfish)
Lineage: Eukaryota; Metazoa; Chordata; Actinopteri; Siluriformes; Ariidae
Gene: cdh7a
Product: cadherin 7a
Exons: 12
Coding region: 821-3238 (805 amino acids)
Biological process (GO): cell morphogenesis; adherens junction organization; multicellular organism development
Cellular component (GO): adherens junction; plasma membrane; catenin complex
Molecular function (GO): calcium ion binding; cadherin binding
Source: RefSeq, a predicted model, not a curated record
GUAUUGCAGGAGUGUGUGUGUGUGUGAUUCAGUGCAAAUCGAUUCAGCAGAAUGAUUCGUUCAGAGGGCCGAUUCGGUCUCGAAUCUCGCAUCAGAACAGAAGCAGCGAUCGACGAGCGACACUUUUGGCUCUGCCUGUGACAGAGUGUGUAUCGGAGCCGUGCUGUGUAUGCGUGUGUGUUUAUGAGAAAAAGAGAGAGAGAGAAAGAGAGACCGAGAGCGCGUGUGUGUGCAUGCGUAUGUGUGAGUGAGUGAGAGAGUGUGUGUGUGUGUGUGUGUGUGUGUCCCCUGGCCGAGCUUCUCUGCAGCUGCGACUCUUCAAUGGAGCUCAUUGUCGCGGUGUCGCGCUCGUAGGCGUGCGGGAAAACCUCCCUCGCGUGCGGGGAAACCUUGCGUGUGGGAAAACCUCGUGCGUGCGCGACCGCCAGACGCUCCAGUUUUGCGGCUUUGCGUUGCGCGUGGCUCCGUCUGGAGCGCAGCAGCAGUCACCUACUUCUUUCUUUCAUUCAUUCUUUCUUUCUUGUUCUUCUGUUUGGAGGAAUCAGAGGCAACGGGUUUAAACUCGGACCACCGGAUCUUUGCGUUCACACUGGGAGCACGCGCAGGGAAAGUGACGGAUUGGCACUCCUGAUUCAGCCGUGAUCAACAUCCAGUUCUCCUGUGGUCCAUCUCAUCAAUCACUGCUGCUCCUGGUCUCCAUUGCCUUUCCACGCAGAGAACGAACUCCCAAGCAAACCGCCCACUGCUGGAUAUCUUGUGCCUCUUUGUCACCCCGAAUUGACUUUUCCUCACCCUUCAUUUUUCUCCUCUGGCCCACAUCAUGAGCAGGGCGAGCCGUGGGGUCUGGAGUGGACUGACGGCACUCAGUGUGUUGGUGCUGGUCCAGUGGGUGGGGACGUGCUGGGCCAUGACGCUGAACUCGGUUCGUCUGAGUCCAGAGCCAGACGCACCACUCAGAGUCGAGGAUGAGGACGCAGUACUCCACAGACACAAGAGGAACUGGGUAUGGAACCAGUUCUUCGUCCUGGAGGAGUACACAGGAGAUGACCCUCUCUACGUCGGCAAGCUGCACUCUGAUGUGGAUAAAGGUGAAGGCAGGAUAAAGUACGUCCUUACUGGUGAAGGCGCCACCACCAUUUUCACAAUCGACGAGAACACGGGCGACAUCCAUGCUACGAAACGCCUGGACCGAGAGGAGCAAGCCUAUUACACGCUACGUGCUCAGGCCCGCGACCGCGCCACCAACCUGCCCGUCGAACCUGAAUCCGAAUUCGUCAUCAAGGUGCAAGAUAUCAACGACAAUGAGCCUCGGUUUCCAGAUGGACCGUACCAAGCGCAAGUGGCCGAAAUGUCUCCAGUGGGUACGUCGGUGGUGGAGGUGAAGGCAACAGACGCAGACGAUCCUACAUACGGAAACAGCGCCAGAGUCGUCUACAGCAUCCUGGAAGGCCAGCCGUAUUUUUCAGUGGAACCCAAAACAGGUAUCGUGAGGACGGCGCUGCCCAACAUGGACCGCGAGGCAAGGGAUCAGUACCUGCUCGUCAUCCAGGCUAAAGACAUGGGAGGUCAGAUGGGUGGCCUCUCAGGAACCACGUCCAUCACCGUCACCUUAACCGACGUCAACGACAAUCCUCCACGCUUUUCACGAAAAUCCUAUCAGUUCAGCGUGCCCGAGUCGCUGCCUGUGGCUUCUGUGGUGGCCAAGAUAAAGGCCUUGGAUGCAGACGUGGGCCCCAACGCUGAGAUGGAGUACAGAAUUAUCGAAGGAGAUGGCCUUGGGGUUUUCAGGGUCGAGCCAGACAAAGACACUCAGGAAGGAGUUAUAACUCUGCUGAAGAGCCUCGACUUUGAAACAAAGUCGAGCUACACUUUAAAAAUCGAAGCGUCCAACAAGCACAUGGAUCCUCGCUUCCGAGCGCAGGGGCCGUUCAGCGACACGGCGAUGGUCAAGCUGGUGGUGGAGAACGUGGACGAGCCGCCGGUUUUCACGAUGCCCGUCAGCAGGAUGGUGGUCUCCGAGGCAGCGAAAGUGGGCACCAUCAUUGGCACGGUUUCCGCCACGGACCCCGACUCCACCAACAGCCCUAUCAGGUACUCGAUCGACCGGAACACCGAUCUGGAGCGUUUCUUCAACAUCGAAGCUGUGACUGGAGUCAUCAGCACGGCCAAGCCUUUAGACCGAGAGAUGAAUGCGGUGCACAACAUCACCAUCCUCGCCAUUGAAAGCUUGGACCCGUCGCAGGUGGGGAAAGGAAUCACCCUCAUCACGGUGAUGGAUGUCAAUGAUAACGCUCCUGUCUUCGCCAUAGAGUACGAGACGUUCCUGUGUGAGAACGCCGGACCAGGCCAGGUGAUCGAGACGGUGAGUGCGGUGGAUAAAGACGAGCCUCCCAGCGGCCAUCGCUUCUUCUUCUCCCUGACUGCAGAGGCUGCUGGGAACCACAACUUUACCCUGCGGGACAACAAAGAUAACACAGCGUCCAUCCUGACUAAGCGUGGAGGAUUUCACAGGCGAGAGCAGCCGCUGUACCGUCUGCCCGUGCUGAUAGUGGACAGCGGGAGUCCGUCUCUCAGCAGCACCAACACUCUGUCCAUCCGGGUGUGUGAGUGCGACUCUGACGGAGCUCCACAGGCCUGCGGGACAGAGGCUUUCCUCCUGACGGCCGGACUGAGCACCGGAGCGCUCACAGCCAUCCUGGCCUGCAUCAUGACACUGCUUGUGCUCGUGCUGCUGAUCGUGACGGUACGCCGGAGGAAGAAGGAGCCGCUGAUUGUGGAUGACGAGCGAGAUGUGCGCGAGAACAUUGUGCGCUAUGACGACGAAGGCGGCGGAGAGGAAGACACCGAGGCCUUCGACAUGGCGGCUCUGCGCCACCUCAACGCCACGCGAGAGAGUAAAACGCGACGUGACGUGACGCCCGACAUCCCCGCCGUACCCACUCUGUACCACACCCGCCCCCCGCCGUACAAAAUGGCUCCCGAUAACGGUGUUUUCCGCGAGUUCAUAUGGGAGCGGCUGAAGGAAGCGGACGUGGAUCCUUCAGCUCCGCCGUACGACUCGCUCCAGACGUACGCCUUCGAGGGCAACGGCUCGGCGGCGCAGUCGCUCAGCUCUCUCGAGUCGCUCAGCACUGACUCGGAGCACAACUACGAUUUCCUGAGCGACUGGGGGCCGCGUUUCAAAAAGCUGGCUGAUCUCUACGGCCACAGUGAAGCCAGCAACAUGUUCUCCUCCUAGCUGGAGGGUCGAUUCGUCAACCCUUGGAAAUGAAAACGAACAGUCACCGACCGAGUGCCAAUGACUCACCAGUACUUGAAGGAAACCAGGACGGACACUUUUUAUUCCAACGAAAAAGGAUGGUGGAAAAAAAAAACCAACAACAUAAAAGACCAACCAGUGACAGACGCCAGAGAUGGCAUAAUCCCCCAAAAAAGGUGUAAGGAAGAAUUAUAAAAAAUAUUAUUAUAUAUAUAUACGGAACAUUCGUAUUGUAGUGUGUGUGGGAAGAGAAAUAUUGGCAUCGAUUUCCCACUGAACCGUCGAUAAUCGUCUCCGAGGACAGACUGUGGAUUCUUACAUUGUGGCACUUGGAUUUAAACUCCCAACAAGACGCCAAGCUCAGACACAGAAAGGAUGGAGCAGGGAUAAAGGGCAGAGGGUGGAGGCGUGCGCGAGAGUCCGUCCUUGCACGGAAUUUGUUUUGCAGAGACUUUCAGAGGCGGUGAUGAAUCAGAACAGUCCUCCCUCCCUCCCUGCCUGGCUGGCGAGCGAGAUCUGCUGCUGCCUCGUAACCCAUGUUCUCCAGUGGUAUCGCAAUGUUUCUGUUCUUUCACAUCUUUCUAUGACUCACAGCUUCUUCAGCUACAAAAAAAAAAAAAAAAUCAAUAUGAAUCAAGUCACCGAAAUACUCUCGAAAGACAUAUUGCCUUCUAAGGUAAUGCAACUGUCGCUGUGUAAAAUAUCUUUCAUCUGACAUCAGGCUUUAGUUUCAUAUGAAAUAAAGCAUCAGUGUUGAUGAAGAAUCGCCAAACCACUGAUUUAGAGGGAAAGAAGAGAAGAGGUUUACGUGUACUAUAUUGCUUACUCGGGAUGAGAUUUGAGUCCUUGCAAGUGUUCUUCAGCUUCGGAAAAGUGUUUUGUGCAGCAGGAACAUUGAAACAGUGUGGAAUUGAAGGAUUAAACCAAUCCAUCUCUCUCUCUCUCUCUCUCUCUCUCUCUCUCUCUCUCUCUCUCUCUCUUCUCAAUGCCGAAAAACAAAUGUGUUUGUAGUGUCAGGUUCUGCCUCAUGUACCGUGUACUGUAAGUACGUUCUGGAUGAUUAUUGUGCAAGUCGUUUUUUUAAUGUUUUUUUUGUUUUUUUUUGUUUGUUUGUUUGUUUGUUUUUUCUACCUAAGACCAGCCAAGCUGUUGCAGACAUGAGGCAACUGAGACAUUGUUAAUACACAAAACCCGUCCGUUCUGUCUUACAGCUUCUCUCAUUUCCACUUAUGAAUGACACAAAAUGAAAACGUGAUUUGAAACUAUGCUUUGAAAGAUUCCUCAUUUACACCAUAAUUGAAAUAUGGACUUCUUUUGUACAGUCGUUAAGUAAAUAAAAAUGCACAGCUUCUUUUUAA